Messenger RNA from Ruditapes philippinarum (Manila clam), 1456 nucleotides. RefSeq lists its product as uncharacterized. The transcript is spliced from 4 exons. Lineage: Eukaryota; Metazoa; Mollusca; Bivalvia; Venerida; Veneridae. The record is from RefSeq and is a predicted model, not a curated record. Bases 136 to 1284 code for a protein of 382 amino acids.
AGUAAUGAGCACUGUAGAGCCAGAUGAUUGAGUCGAUGUGAAUUGUUGCUAGUAUAUAACUGGACCUGAUCCACAAUUGAUUAAGAUUGACAUUCAACAAUGGGAUAAUGUUAUCUCAAUAAGACGAAGUUAACAAUGGCUUCAUAUAGCCCAAAACUUUCAGAGAGGAAAUAUAACAAUUGGGUUAAGGCUCAGUUAGCAGUGUUAUUUACUAAAGAUGGACUAGAACCUUUUGUAUGUCACGAAGUUCAAAAAUUCCGGCUGGAAUGUUUAGAUGGUAUUUGUUACAACAAUGGAUUGAUAAGUGGAACUUUGUGUUCAAAUUGCGGUACAGAAAAUGUUAUUAAAUGUCCCACAAAUAGAAUAUGUAAUGUUGGUCGUGGAAAAUGCAGUUAUCAUCGAAAUGCUGCAACAAGGUAUAAUCCUGCCGGCUGCCCUAACAAGAUAUGCCAUAAUUUCACAACUAAGAUACAGAAUGUACAUAGGUACUAUGGUCCGUCGUUCAAAAACACUGAUGCUACCCAGUGGUGCAGCAAUUCCUGGGGAAUAGCUAAAUGUUUCAUGCCCCCUGAUGGAUAUAAAGAUGUAGCUUGUGCAGAAGAAACAGACUUUAAUGGCAUCAUAAGUGUUAUCAUUAACAACAAAAACUUUCAGUUGAAAGUACAUGAAAACCUAGGCAACAAGAACAACAUUUUUGAGCAGGCAAGAGAAAUUGGUAGAAUUUUGAGGCAUUCGCCAACUUUAGAGGUAGAGGAUAUAGACCUGCAUCCAUACUUCAUAGUAUUUCAACAUGUUCUUUCUGAUGCCGGAUAUUUAGCUACAGACACGCACGCACAAGAUGCCAAGCAGAAGCUGUUAGAUUUAGAAAAUGACAUCCUGAUCAUUGGAAAAGAUGAUGUAAGGAAAGUACUAGAUGAUGUUGCAAAAACAACUCGGGACACUAUAAUAGUAGAAAAAGAUGACCAAAAAAGACAAUCUGAGAUUAUCAAAGAAGAAAUGAUUAAAAGAAAACAAGAAGAUCUUCGUUCUUUGGACUCAAAAACUCAUGCAGGAUUGCAACUGAUAGAAACUAAAACUGAUGAUUCUUUAAAAACAAUUGAAACCGAAACUGACAAAAGCAUAAAAGACAUAGAAAAGGCUACAGAAAACUCAGUCCAAAUAAUGCAUCAAAAGAAAGAAGACAUUGAGGAAAAGGUAAAAACACAAAGCAAGAUAAUAACAGAAGAAUGUAAAAAAGCAGUUGGAACUAUCAAAGAUGAAGGAGAUAAAGGGAAAAUUGAUUAAGCCAAUUUUGUAGAGACUCUAGAAAAAACACUCUAUACAAGGAUUGCGGACGACAAGGAGAAACAGUACAUUGAAAAUAAAGAAAGUAAGUACAGGAGUCUUAUUUUACCUUUGAUAUACACACUAAGCGUCUGUCCUUCCAUCCUUCCUUCCAUUCCAACUUUGUGUCCAG